This is a messenger RNA of Closterium sp. Yama58-4, 7800 nucleotides long. NCBI's taxonomy places the organism in Eukaryota, Viridiplantae, Streptophyta, Zygnematophyceae, Desmidiales, Closteriaceae. The record is from the annotation of a GenBank genome assembly.
CAGCAGCAGCAGGAAGCGAGGAGGGCAUGGGAGGGAGUGCUGGCAGCAGCACUGGAAACCCACUCCGUGCUGCUCUCCUCACACUCUGCCACCCACCUGCCCCGCCACCUACCGCUCUACCUCUCUGCCGCCCGCCACCACUGCCGCUCACUGCCCAUCCUCUCCGCCGUUGCUCUCUUCCUCCAAUCCUUCCCCAGGGCCCGCGUGGGUGACACGUCAGCAUCUCUGCCCGAAUUCCCGCCUGAGCUGUCAGCCAACCACAUGCCUGCAAUGCUUGAGGCGCUACAGGACAACUUCUGCCACCCAGCACGUGAAAUGCGGGUGGCAUCAUUGCGCAUUAUCUGUCACUUCGCGUCCCUGCUUGUGCGGGUGUUUCAUCAGGUGGAAGCACUGGAGUCAGCACCCUAUGACCUGCAGAUGGGCCGGCAUGCUGCCACCGCAUUGGCUGCCCUCGCUGCUCAUGCCACGUCAGCACGGCUGCCCAACCAGCUGCUGCCAGCUGUUACUCGCUGUGUGCUAGGGUUGCUGCACUCCAAGUUUGCGAUGAUGUGGCAGCCUGCCAUUGGCUGCCUUGCAGCGCUGCUCUCCGCCUAUCCCUCUUCCGCCUGGCCCGUGGUGUGGCGGGAGCUGCGCCACCUGCAAGGAAGCUUCCUCCUGGCGGCAGCUGGUGCGCCUGCGGAGUCAGGCGGUGGGGCGCAAGGGGAGAGGCAAGGGGAGGAGGGAAAGGAGGGCGAGGGGGAGGAGGAGGGGGAGCAUGAGGAUGCGGAGGAUGGCAGCAGCAGUGCUGCAGGUGAGUGUGCUCCCCUGCACUCUGUCUCCCCCUUCCCCCGUUUUCCACCAUUCCCCCUCUCUCCCCACACCCCUCCAUCACCGCCAGGCAUAACGGCGCUCUUCCUCCGCUUCGCCAUGGCAGUGCCCUCAGGAGCUCCUUCCUCAGCAGUGCUGUCAUCGCUGCUGCGCGCGCUCAGGCAGGCGCCAGCAGUGGCCGCCACACGCCUCUCUCCCACAACCCCACCACCGCUCUCCCAAGCCACUGCCCUCACGCCGCAUGGGGGCACCUCUGCUGCUGCCGGUACUGCCGGUGCACAGCAGGGGCAGCAGGGGCAGCAGAGGCGUGGCACGGCGGGGCAGCAGCUGGCGGCGCUCUUCCUGGCGUUCGUUGGUGACUCAGAUGACUGCCUGUACGCCUGCCUCUUUAUUCCUCUCUUUCAUCCCCUCCCCUCUGCGCCCCCUUUUGUCCAUUAUGCUCCUCGCAUGCCUCUCUCUCCGCGCACUCACAAUGGCACCGCCCCACUGCCCCCUCAACUCAUCUCCCCUUCCUCUACCCACACCCCUGCCGCUCCCCUCAGGCCGACAGCGCAUACAGGGCAAGUGGAGAUGUUAGAAGGGGGCGGGGAUGGGGCAGGCAGGGGGGAGGGCGAGGAGUUGGAGGAGGGAGUGGUGGUGAACAGAGCGAUGGUACGGGGCAAGCAGUGGCACGUGGUGCUCUCUGAUUGGCUGGAGCUGCUGAAGCGCGUAGACCUGGCAGCGUGUGGCUCCAAGGGAGAGGCGCUAAAGCAUGUCAUCAUCGACAGGUUCCUCGUGCAUCCGGACCCAGCGGUGCAGCAGCUGGCGCUGGACUGUCUCGUGGCGUGGCGCCACGCCUGCCUGCCAAAGUACGCCGCCCGCCUCGCCGCCCUGGCCUCGUACCGCUCGCUCAAGGAGACGCUCACCACGUGGGACAUCAGCCCUACAGAUGAGGACGGGGAGGAGGGCGAGGAGGAGGAGGAGGGGCGGGUGGUGGAGGCGGACAGGGCGAGUGUGAUCCCGGUGGUCAUCCGGCUGCUGCUGCCCAAACUCAAGAAGAGGAGCGGCCAGCUUGCAGGGAAGGCGGCAGCAGGAGUGCAGCGCGGCACAGUGCUGACGUUCCUGGCGCGCCUGCCCCCCACGGAGCUGCUGCCGCUGUUCCACCUCAUGCUGCUGCCCUUCCGCCCCGCCCUCCGCCCCGCCCACCAACCGGGCGCGGCAGCGCUCGGAGAGGCAGGCGAGGAGGCGUGGCAGCAGGCGCUGAGGCAAGGGGCCACAGAGGAGUUCCUGCUGCUGCUGGGGGAAGGGGGGGAUGGGGGAGCAGGGGCGGGAGAAGGGGCAGGGGAAGAGGGGGAGGAAGGGGCAGCAGGAGCAGGAGCAGGAGCAGGAGCGGGCGUGGGGAUGGUGGGGCGCAAGCGCGUGAGUGGGUUUCUGCACCUGGCGGUGGAUGUGGUGCGAGUGAUGAGCCGGCAGCAGCUGCAGCCGUACGUGCUCGCCCUGCUGGCUGUGGCCGUGCGCACCGUGCAGUGCUACCCCCCGCUGCCCCCCACUGCUGCUGGCGGUGAAGGGGGCAAGGCGGAGAGGCUGGAUGAGAACAUGGGCGAGGGAGUGGAAGAGAAGGAGGAGAUCAUAGAAGAGGAUGGGGAGGGAAAGGAGGAAGAGGUAGUUGAGGAGGAGGAGGAGGCAGAGGAGGUUGAAGGGGAGGAAGGGCAGAAAGAGGAACAAGGUAGUGAAGGCAAAGACGAGGGUGCUGAUGCUGCUGCUGAGGGCCGUGGCGAUGGUGAUAAGGAUGGGCACAAGGAGGGGGGGGAUGAUGCACCUGAUGAAGAUGACGAUGAUGACGUGGAGGGCAAUACCGACGCCAGUCAGUCCCUCACCCCGCACGUGCCCAACUGGACCCGUGAGCUGCGUUCACUCGCCCUGCGUCUGCUCGCCACCAUCCUCGCCAAGUUCCCCGACAUCGCCACGCGCCCCUCCCUGCCCGCCCCCCUGCGCCCCUGGCCGCUGCUGCUCGCCGCGCUCUCCCCCGCCCUCACCCACCUCGCCACUGUCAACGCCGCCUCCGCCGAGCCGUCCGCACUGCUCGCCCUGCUGCUCGCCUUCUCACGCUCGCCUCGCCUCGCGCUGCUGCUGGCCUCACACCCGCACGCACUGCCUGCGCUCGCUGCGCUGCUCUCCUUGCCGUCUGCCCGCCUGCCUGUGGUGGGUGCGGCCAUGGGGGUGCUGUCUCACGUGGUGGCGUGGGGCGUUGUGGAGCGAGAGGAGGGCGAGGAGGGCGACGAGGAGGGGGAGGUGGUGUUGCAAUGGGAGCAGGCGGGGGGGGAGAUGGGAGGGGAGGUGGAGGGGGUGCGUGUGGCGAUAGGCACAGCGGUGGAGGGGCAUCUGGCCGCCAUCCUGCCGCACAUGCAGCAGUUCAUCGCCAGGCAGGGCGCACUCUAUAGCAAGGGGGGGGGGAGGGCGUUGAAGGCAUCAGCGCUGGCAGCGGUGGGGCGGAUGGCGGGCAUGGUGACACACGCACACCUGGCAGGCCAGCUCGCAGCCGCGCUCACGCCCUUCCUCAGGCAGGCAGCGGACGGCAGGCGGCGAGUGGAGGAGAGCACCACAGCGGCCGUGCUGGCAGUGCUGCAGAGCCUGGCGCCGCUGCUGUCACGGGGUGCAGCAGCCACGUGUGUGCGGCUGUUCGCCCCGCUGCUCACCACCGUGCAGUCCAGGCCGGCUCGCCUGGCCGUCGUGCACACACUCUCUGCACUCGCUGUCGCCCACCCCGCGCAUUCCAUGCGCCUCCUCGCGUCACUAGUGGCGGACCUGUGUGCGUACGACCCGGCGCGCAUUGACGAGUAUGACUACACACGCCGCCUGCACGCCUACACCUCCAUGCACUGCCACCUCCCCACCACUGCUGACACCACCUCCACCGCUCUGCACCGCUCUGCAGCGCAGGAGUGGGUGCUGUUGCUGCGUGAUGUGGCACUGCACAUGGGUGCCACGUCACCAGUGGCGGAGCUGAGGUGUCUGGUGAGGGAGGAUGACGUGGAGGCGGAUUUCUUCCACAAUCUCGUGCAUCUGCAGACGCACCGCCGCGUGCGAGCGCUCUCCAAGUUCGCCGCCCUCUGCCCCACCGCACACUUCUCCCCGGUAUGCCUCUCACUUAUGGCUGAGCACCCAUUCACACCAUCAGUGCGUCAAGCUCUAGGCUCCUCGCACCAACACCCCACUGUGUCCAGCCCCCAGCGAUCUCUCCCUCUCACCACACUGCCCUGCAACCAUUCGUCUCCUUCUCCCCUACCUCUCCCUUCCUCCCCCCACACCUACCAGGAGGUGCUACUGGAGGCGGUGGUACCAGCGCUGCUGAGGCAGCUGGUGGAGGGGCGGCCAGACAGUGAGAGCGGCGUGAUCGACGCCACCAUCGCCGCCCUCACUGCCAUGGCCGCGCGCCUGCCGUGGCCCGCCUUCCACUCCCUGCUCUCCCGCCUGCUCGCCCUGCUGCCACGGCGCAGGGAGACGGGCGAGCAGUGGUGGGAGGAGAGUAAGGGCAGGGGUGGGGGGAAGGGCGGCGAGGAGGUGAGUGCGGCGGGGCAGCGGGCGAUUCUGAGGGCCAUCUGUGAUGUGCUGGAGCAGGUCAAGCACGUGGUGGGGGUGGCGGGAGGGGAGGAGAAGGGUGAGGGUGAGGGUGAGGAAGAGAAGGGUGAUGGGGAGGGUGCGGAUGGGAAGGAGGGUGGAGAAGCAGGCGGGAAGGAGAGGGGCGAGGGGAAGGAGAGUACUGAUAAGGAGAGCGAGGGAGGGAAGGAGGAGAGCAGGCAAGUCACAGCAGCAGAGGCAGAGAAGGAGGAGGCGGGGAAGGAGGAGGGGGGGAGAGAGGAGGGGGGGAAGGAGGAGGCAGGGGCAGCAGUGACGGCACGCAUGCAGCAGGUGUUGUUAAAAGACAUCAUCCCGCAGCUGUCGAAGCACCUCGUGGCAGGCGAGGCGGGGCGCGAGGAGGUGAACUCGCACGUGGCACUGGCUGUGACGCGCACGCUGCUGCUGCUGCCGCCCGAUGCCAUCCGCUCGCACCUCCCCGUGCUGCUGCAGACCGUCGUCAACCCCCUCAAGUCGCGCUCACAAGGGACGAGAGACGCCGCCCGCGCAGCACUCUGCCAGGUGGCGGGCGCGCUGGGUCCGGCCUACCUGGGGUACGUGAUCGGCGUGUUGCGCAGCGCGCUCACACGCGGGUUCGAGCGGCACGUGCUGGGCUUCACACUGCACGCGCUCCUGCUGCACGCUGCCACCACGUACGGCCGCACCAUGCCCGCUGGUGCGCUGGACUACUGCCUGGGCGAGUGCCUGGCGGUGGCGGUGGAGGGGCUGCUGGGGCAGGUGGCGGAGGAGAGGGAGGUGGAGGCGGUGGCAGCGGGCGUGCGGGAGAAGCGGCAGAGCCGGUCGCUGGAGACGGUGCGCAUCGCCGCCUCGCUCGUCAACGUGCGCCGCAGCACGGCUCUGCUGCUCGCCCCCAUCCGUGCUGCCCUGCCCUCAUCGCUGGAUCCACGGGUGAAGCGCCACGUGCAGGAGAUGGUGAGGCAUAUGGCCAUUGGGCUGCUGGCCAAUCAGCACGCGACAGCUGGAGACCUGCUGGUGCUGGUGCAUGCUGUGCUGUGGGAGGGUGUGCGUGUGGAACAGGCGCAUGCGGCAGCGGUGGCUGAGAAGAAGCGUUUGCGUGCUGAGGCGAGGGAGGGGAAGGGCGGAGGGGAAGGGAGGGGGGAGGAAGGAGGGAUGGAGGAGGAGUGGGGAGAGGAGGGUGGGAUGGAAGGGGAAGAAGCGGAGGGCAAGGGGGGAGGGCGGCGAAGGCGGAAGAAGCAGAAGGGGUUGGGGUUUGAGGGGCUAUUGAACGGGCACGUGGUGGCGCUGCUGGGGCUGCAGCUGCUGCUCUCCCUCGCCUCGCACGACCGCCUGCCCGUCUCUGACCCCGCCCUCACGUCACGCCUCGACGCCCUGGUGCACCCGCUGUCCGUCACGCUCUGCUCGCGCCACGACGCCGUGCUCGCCGCCUCCUUCCGCGCGCUCGCCUUCCUCCUCCACCGCCGCCUCCCCUCCGUCGCCACCGUUGCCCCCCGCGUCGCCACGUCAGCGUUCAAGGUGGUGCAGCAGGCGGGGCGGGCGGCGGCGGUGGCGGGCGGCAUGGUGCACUCGUGCCUGAAGCUGCUAGCGGUUCUCCUAGACCGAUGCCCCGAGGUGAAGGUGGGCGAGGAGCAGGUACGAGCGCUGCUGGGCAGUGCAGUAUUCACAGACCUCGAGCUGCCCUCCACUCGCACCACCGCCUUUGCUGUCCUGCGCGCUUUGCUGCGGCGGCGCGUGGUGGUACCAGAGGUGUAUGACGCCAUGGGGCGAGUGCAGCUGCUGCUGCUGCGCUCCCACACGCCCUCCGUGCGUCAGCUGAGCGCUGCCCUCCUGCUCGCCUUCCUGCUGGACUACCCGCUGGGCCCAGCACGACUGGAGGCACAUGUGAGCUUCCUGAUAGUGAACCUCCAGUAUGAGCAUCAGAGCGGGCGACAGGCCGUGCUGGGCAUGCUGCGAGCCAUCAUCGAGGGAUUCCCCUCCGUGCUUGUAGAGGCGCAUGCAGAUACCUUCUUCCUGCCGCUUGUCACGCGCCUCGUCAGCGAUGAGUCAGCGCACGUGCGGCAGCUGGUGGCGCCGGUGCUCAAGGCGCUGUUCGUGCGAGUGAAGGCGCCCACGUGUGCUCGUCUGCUGCGCUUCGCGUCUGCCUGGCUGGUGGACCCGUCCCCCCAGCUGCAGCAGGCGGCAGCGCUGGUGCUGGGGGUGGCUGUGGAGGCGGUGGGGGUGGGCGGCGAGCAGGGCGGCAUGGUGGGCACGUGGAUGGGCGCUGCUGCACGGAUUGUGCAGCGGGCGCAGGGAGGGGAGGAGGGGGGAGUGGAGGGGUGGAAGGGCGUGUAUGCGUGUGUGGUACUGGCUGAGAAGGUGCUGCAGCGGGAGGGCGGGCAGGCGCACAGCAGCAGCAUGCGAGGGCUGUGGCGACAGCUGCCAGCGCUGCUGCUGCACCGGCACCUCUGGGUGCGCGCUGCUGCCUGCCGCCUCCUGGGGGCCUACCUCUCCCUCGCCACUGCUGCUGCUGCAUCCGCCGCUGCUGCUGGCGGUGGCGGUGGUGGGAGCAAGGGGGUAUGUGGGGCGGAGGAAGAGGGGCUGAAGGCGGUGGUGAGGCAGCUGGUGGAGAGGGGCGAGCAGGACGAGGGGGAGGGCGAGGAGGCGCAGGAGGAGGGCGAGGGGCGGGGGGCAGGGGUGCAGGUGUGGCAGGUGCUGCUGCAGCCGUCGUACUUGGUGGUGGUGGUGGGGGUGCUGUGCCGUGUGCUGGAGAGCAACAGCAGUGACGAGCGCCUGGCACAGCACACCGUGAAGAACCUCGUUGCCCUCGCCCCCCUCCUGCCCCUCCUUCCCUGCCGUGCUGCUGAUGGCGCUGCUGCUGGUGGCGGUGGGAAAGGUGGGAUGAAGGGGGGAAGAGAGGGGGGAUCUGGGUUGGUGGUGGAGUUAGAUGGGUCAACAGGUGCGGGCGAUGGGACCAUCAUAUUGGGUGAACCAGUAAGGGGGGACAGUGAGGGUGGCGCAGAGGGCAGUGGGGAGGCACGGGAUGGGGUUGAGGCAGAGGAGAGGCAGCAGAGCGAUGGGGAGGAGGGCGGUGCAGAGGAGCAGGUGGAUGGGGAGGGGCAGGCCAAUGGGGGCGACGUGACAUCAAGGGAGGGGGGAAGUAAGGAGUCUGCUCGGCACAUAGCGCUGGGAGCGGUGAUGAAGGCGGUGGCACGGGUGGCAUACCGAGUGAAGCCCAUUCAGACGGCAGCAGCGCUGCGGUGUGUGGCAGCACUGGCGACAGCGCUGGGAGGGGAGGGGGUGCGGCCAUACCUGCCAGACAUCAUGCUGCCGCUCUUCCGCCUCUCACAGGGCUCUGCAGGCGCCGUUGUCCCACGUGAGCUUCCCUCCACACCUCUGCACCCACCCCUUUGCAACCCUCUGGGUGCUUGUUUCAUGCCAUGA